CAGAUCUUUCAAAAGAGUCCCAGUAAUCGAAUCUGUCAAACUAGUUGCACCUAUCACACUAAGAAGAAGCUUUACAGCCACACAUUUAGCCAAAAUGAGCUCCGACCCUUCUACGUACAUCUUUAACCAUACCAUGUUCCGAAUCAAAAACCCGGAGGUUUCUUUACCUUGGUACAAGGAAGUAUUAGGUAUGGAAGUAAUUCACGAAGGUCCAGGAAACGAUUUUACAAACUUUUUCCUUGCUCAUCCUUCCGGCUGGACCUUGGCGGGUAAGAUGAAUCCCACAUCGGAAGAAAAGAGUAAGAUGAAAAAUCAACGUGAGGGGGUGUUGGAACUAUGUUGGAAUCAUGGGACUGAAAAAGACCCAAACUUCAAAGGUUAUGUAUCUGGGAACGAAGAGCCUUCCCGUGGUUUCGGUCAUAUUUGUAUCGCUGUAGAUGAUCUAAAUGCUGCUUGUAAACGUUUCGACGACCUCGGCGUCAAAUUUAAGAAGAGACCGGAAGAAGGAAGGAUGCGUAAUAUCGCUUUUAUUUAUGAUCCCGAUGGUUAUUGGGUCGAGAUCGUCGCCAAGCAGUAAUCAUCUCAAGCAAAACAGAAGAUCAGUAGAAUCAUCUAUCCAGAUCCGAUCAGUAGAGUAAAGUAAGGUAUAUGGUGAAUGCAAGUAUACAUACAAUACG
Messenger RNA from Tremella mesenterica DSM 1558, 677 nucleotides. RefSeq lists its product as uncharacterized. The coding region runs from base 95 to 577 and encodes 160 amino acids. Lineage: Eukaryota; Fungi; Basidiomycota; Tremellomycetes; Tremellales; Tremellaceae. The record is from RefSeq and is a predicted model, not a curated record. The transcript is spliced from 5 exons. Gene Ontology annotation, molecular function: metal ion binding; lactoylglutathione lyase activity.